UUUUGUUUUAAUACCAAAAAUCAUUAUCGCCAAUUUUUUUUCAAAAAUAGUAAAUCCAAGGAGAGAUUCAAAAUUUGGUUUUGAAACGAAAGUCCCGCAAGUAUCUCCUCCUUUACAAAACAGUUCCUCAGAUUCUCAUCUCUUCUUCUGUUUCGAUCCUUCGCCAUCCCGAUACCACACAUUCGCUUACCGUUUGAUCUAUUACAAUAUCACGAUUUGCGCUUCCGUCGUCAUGUGUCUUUAAAUCUCGUUUCUUUCUUGGAAAUCAUCAUCGUGCGAGGAGAGCGAUGGGGGUCGUCUCUAGGACCGUGUUCCCCGUAUGCGAAAGCUUGUGCUGCUUUUGUCCGGCGUUGCGCGCCAGAUCGAGACAUCCCGUCAAAAGAUAUAAACAACUUCUCGCUGAUAUCUUCCCUCGAUCCCUGGAUGAGCAACCUAAUGAUAGAAAAAUCGGUAAGCUAUGUGAAUACGCUGCUAAAAACCCUCUUCGUAUCCCUAAGAUUACAACCUAUCUUGAACAAAGGUGUUACAGGGAGCUGAGAAUGGAGCAGUUUCACUCUGUAAAGAUUGUAAUGUGUAUCUACAAGAAGCUCUUGGUUGCAUGUAAUGAACUGAUGUCGUUGUUUGCUAGUAGCUACCUUGGCCUCAUUCAUAUUCUUUUAGAUCAAUCAAGGUAUGAUGAGAUGCGCAUUUUAGGUUGUGAAGCUCUCUAUGAUUUUGUUACCAAUCAGACAGAGGGCACAUACAUGUUUAACUUAGAUGGGUUGAUCCCAAAGAUCUGUCCUUUAGCUCAUGAAUUGGGAGAAGAAGAAAGGACAACAAACUUGUGUUCUGCUGGUCUCCAAGCUCUCUCAGCCUUGGUUUGGUUCAUGGGAGAAUUUUCACACAUCUCAGUGGAAUUUGACAAUGUCGUCUCUGUUGUAUUAGAAAACUAUGGAGGCCUCAGUAAAUCUUCCACUGAUGCAGUAAAUCAAGAUAACAAGAAUGCUUCUAUUGAUAAAGAGCUUUCUCCCGCAGAAGCUGAAACAAGGAUUGCUUCUUGGACAAGAAUCGUGGAUGAGAGAGGCAAGGCCAUUGUAUCUGUGUGCAGGGAGGAUGCUAAAAGCCCCAAGUUUUGGUCGAGGGUUUGUCUGCAUAAUCUGGCAAAGUUAGCAAAGGAAGCUACAACUGUGCGUCGUGUCCUCGAGUCACUCUUCCGCUACUUUGAUUUCAACGAAGUUUGGUCCACCGAAAACGGUCUCGCUUUAUACGUUCUGCAGGACGUUCAGUUGCUGAUAGAACGAUCCGGGCAAAACACACAUUUCUUGUUGUCCAUCCUGAUCAAGCAUCUUGACCACAAGAAUGUUCUAAAGAAGCCUAGAAUGCAACUGGACAUAGUUUAUGUUGCUACUGCACUUGCACAACAGACUAAAGUUCUGCCAUCCGUUGCGAUCAUUGGUGCGUUAAGUGAUAUGAUUAGGCACUUGAGGAAAAGCAUCCACUGUUCAUUAGAUGAUUCGAAUCUAGGGAAUGAGAUGAUUCAGUAUAAUCUCAAGUUCGAAACUGCAGUUGAACAGUGCCUAGUGCAGUUAUCCCAGAAGGUAGGAGAUGCAGGUCCUAUCCUUGACAUAAUGGCUGUCAUGUUAGAAAGCAUGUCAAAUAUUACAGCAUUUCCAGAUGCACUAUUCCAUCAGUUGCUUCAAGCUAUGGUCUGUGCUGACCAUGAGUCGAGGAUGGGGGCCCACCGUAUAUUCUCUGUUGUUCUGGUCCCAUCUUCUGUUUGUCCGAACUCAGUUCCAAAGUCUAGAAGGCCUGCCGAUAUGCAGAGGACAUUGUCAAGAACCGUGUCUGUGUUUUCUUCUUCAGCUGCACUGUUUAGAAAACUGAACAUGGAGACGGAUAACUCUGUGGAUGAUACUGCAAAGAUUGAGAGAGUUUCUACACUUAGCAGGUCUCAGUCCAAAUUCAAAAGAGGUGAGAGUUUCGACGACGAGGAGCCAAAGAACAAUACUAGUUCAGUGUUGAGCCGGUUAAAGUCAAGUUACAGCCGAACACAGAGUGUGAAAAGGAACCCUUCAUCAAUGGUGUUAGAUCAGAAUUCUUCAGGAAGUUCACCAGAGAAACCAGUGAUACCUUUGAGAUUAAGCAGCCACCAGAUUUGCCUUUUGCUUUCAUCUAUUUGGGUGCAGUCACUGUCUCCUCACAACAUGCCACAAAAUUAUGAAGCCAUUGCUAAUACAUUUAGUUUAGUACUUCUAUUUGGACGGACUAAGAACUCCAGCAACGAGGUAUUGGUCUGGAGCUUUCAGCUAGCAUUUUCUUUGCGGAAUCUGUCACUUGGAGGACCGUUGCAGCCAUCACGGCGUAGAUCACUCUUCACUCUGGCUACAUCCAUGAUUAUUUUCUCAGCAAGAGCCUUUAACAUUCCUCCUCUUGUUAAUAGCGCAAAAACAGCAAUUCAAGAGAAAACGGUAGACCCGUUUCUUCAAUUGGUGGAAGACUGCAAGCUGGAUGCUGUUUUCUAUGGACAAACAGAGCAACCAGCAAAGAACUAUGGAUCAAAAGAAGACGACGAUGACGCCUUAAAUUCGCUUGUGGUUAUAGAAGAAACUACACAGAAUCAACCUCGAGAAUAUUACGCUGCCAUGAUCAUGAAGUUUCUGGGAACACUACCAGAUCAAGAUUCGUCGUCUAUAAAGGAGCAGCUAGUUUCAGAUUUUAUACCUAUCGACGGUUGUCCAGUUGGAACGCAGUUGACAGAAUCUCCGGUUCAACUAUACCGUUCUGAAGAAAAAAACAACAAACCUAGAGAAAAUGCUGAAACUCAGUUGCUAAUACCGGAGAAUGAAGCAGUGCCGAGUCCUCCAGAAGAACAGCUUGCUCUUGACACACAACCUAAUGCCAAAACCGCCUUUCUCCUAAGCAUCGAUGAACUUCUAAACGCAGUUUCUCAGACAACAGCACAGUUAGGAAGAUACUCAGUGUCUGAUCCACCGGACAUGACAUACACGGAAAUGGCAGGACACUGCGAGGCUCUUCUCAUGGGGAAGCAAGAGAAGAUGUCUUUCAUGUCUGCGAAAAGCAACAAAUUCAGCAACCAAACAAAGGAACCUGCUUUGCCUGCUUGUGGUGGGAAUCCUUUCGUGGAUCAGAGAAACUCGUGGGAGAUGAUGGGAUUAGGUGCACCGGCGGCUUCAAAUAUGUGCGUCACAGAGUAUCAAAACCAUCCUCCUUUCUUCAAUCCUCCUUCCUCUACUCCUUUCGACAACUUCCUUAAACCCGUUGGUUCUUCCUGAUUAUAUACAUAAUUACUUUUAUAGAACGCCGAAUAAGUUAUAUGCAGAAGGUAUGUUGUUAGCCUGAAUAAUACUUUUCUUUUGAGUCAAUGAAGGUUUGUUCCUUCAAGAUUUCGGUAACAAAAUUAUCUGUUAGAUUAGCUUCUGGUUUGAUGUCAACCAUACUUGUAGUUAAAGCCGACAUCUACAAACUGUUUUAUAAUGCUAAACAAAAUAUUUCAAAGACUUUACUACAAGGAUUAAACCCCAACUUUAUCAGCUUCCACAUGCACAGAGUUUCAACGAAACAAUUACAGAGUCAUGCAAUAACUACAAUAGACCUGCAAAGAGUUUGUUCUAUUAAAAGAAAUGAAUGCUGCCAUAUGUUUCUUCACGUGCAACGGAGAGCGUUACACAUAGUUAUAGACAUACAACGCGAAAGACCUUAAGCCGCUCUACUACAAACAGACAUGACGGGCAAAACAGGGGACUCGAAAGCGUCUCUUAGAGAGUGAUGAUUUUCCUGACACAGGACCGAACCCACCAGUAGUUUGUCGUAUCGCUCCACCCAGUGAAACUUCAGCUGGCUUGCACCAUAGAACGAUAGAGCCACCAGCGAUGUCAUCACCAAUAUGGUACUGAUCAGCAGAACUAUGAUGGCGAGAACCAUCAUCGGCUUUGAAUUUCCAACAGCGAGGAAAACAGGGAGAGUCGUUGCACAAGGAGAUAGUGCAGGAACAAGGACAAGCCCAGCAACAGCCAUUUUCUCCAUAGGUUGGUUAUGAGAAUGAGUGUGACCACCUUUACCAGCUAAAAACAGCAAGACAUAGCUUCCACCGAGAAUUACAAGCAAAAGGGAAGCAAGUUUGUGAACAGUCUCUUCACCGGCGAUGGUAUUCGCCAUUGUGAUCGCUGUUAUACCAAGAAGGGCAGUGGAUAUGACAUGCAGGACUGCUCCAAAUGCAGUGACGAAGAGGGUUCUAGAAAGCGUCCAUUUCUGCGCGCGUCCAACGAUGGAGAAAGGUAACCAGUGCGUCGGAAUAAACGAGUGAAGGAGCGAGACGGUGGCUAUUCCUCCGAUCGUCGACAGAUCCUCCGCGGUGAAAGUGUCCAUUCUUCUUCGAUUUCAGGUCUCAAGAUCAGCUGCUCGAUUUGAGUCUAACGAUGAGCAAAAUAUAAGGGAGAUUUACAUUUGAAUCUUCUCGGAUUUCAUGGGGGAAUGAAGAAGAUCUGAGGAAGAAGAAACUCGAGAAGCAAAAACAGUGAACUACGCCAUAGCCCAAAUAACC
Thlaspi arvense is the source of this 4540-nucleotide messenger RNA. NCBI's taxonomy places the organism in Eukaryota, Viridiplantae, Streptophyta, Magnoliopsida, Brassicales, Brassicaceae. The record is from the annotation of a GenBank genome assembly.